Molecule: messenger RNA, 384 nt
Organism: Postia placenta MAD-698-R-SB12
Lineage: Eukaryota; Fungi; Basidiomycota; Agaricomycetes; Polyporales; Adustoporiaceae
Exons: 1
Coding region: 1-384 (127 amino acids)
Source: RefSeq, a predicted model, not a curated record
AUGGCCAACAUACAGAAUCAGCCUGUUCUCUGUCGGUGGGGAGAAAAUCCGUGCGGCAUCACUCUGGACGAUAUCAGUUCUGCUGGGAUCAACCGCCAUCUCACGGAUACUCACUUCCCCGCUGGAGCAUGGCACGAUCGGACUCGCGAAGCCUGUCAAUGGCAGGUCAACAAGCCAGACAAUAGUGUCCAGCCUUGCAAUACAGAGAUGUAUAUGCGCAACUUCGGAAAGCACAUCGCGACCGUCCACCUGAGGAUAAUGCAGAAGAUAUGCUCAGAGUGCGGUGCGAAGCUAUCCCGAGGCGACGCUCUCAGGCGUCAUCGUGCUGGCUAUUGCCCAGGUCCGAAUGCCAUGCCAGGCGCGAACGUGAGCUCUGGUUUUUGA